Fundulus heteroclitus (mummichog) is the source of this 966-nucleotide messenger RNA. Its product is annotated as G-protein coupled receptor 4-like. Bases 25 to 966 code for a protein of 313 amino acids. Gene Ontology annotation, cellular component: membrane. Gene Ontology annotation, molecular function: G protein-coupled receptor activity. NCBI's taxonomy places the organism in Eukaryota, Metazoa, Chordata, Actinopteri, Cyprinodontiformes, Fundulidae. The record is from RefSeq and is a predicted model, not a curated record. The transcript has a single exon. Gene Ontology annotation, biological process: G protein-coupled receptor signaling pathway.
AGGAUCUGGCUCCGUGGCGUCAGCAUGAACUCAACGCUCAGCUGGACUAAAUCCUGCAGCUCCAACUCCUCAGUGGAGCAGCAGAUGUAUCCUACUGUGUAUUCUUUAUUCUUUGUCGUGGGUUUUCCAGCCAACUGCUUGUCUCUGUACAUAGCCUGGAAGCUGAUGUUGAAGGGGAACAGCAUGGCCGUCUACCUGAUCAGCCUGUCUGUUUCGGACCUGCUCUACACGGUUACGCUCCCUGUUUGGAUUGGAAUGGCCCUGCAGUGGAAUAUAUCUGAUGGUUUAUGCAGCGUGAUGUAUUUGAUCAUGUACAACAGCUUCUAUGUUGGCUCUGGUCUGCUCUGCUGCAUCUCUGUCGAUCGCUACCUCGCAGUGGUCUACCCUCUCCACUUUCACUGGGUCAGGGAGGUGAAAGCUGCUACAGUUUUUAGCACCGCGGUUUGGAUUCUGGAGAUUUUUGUCCACAUUCUCUUGCUUCACCACAUAGGAGAGCUGGAAUCUUUCAGCUACUUAUGCAACCAGCACGUGCCAAUGACACACAACGAUGCCGAUGUUGCCCUUGUUCGAGUUGUCCUCAGCUUCCUGUUUCCUGUUGCCAUCAUGACUUUCUGCUUUCAACAGAUCAUGAGGUCCCUCAAAAAGAGCACCUCCAUCCUAGAAGAAGAGCGCAGGAAAGUUGGAGUGCUGCUGCUGUUCCUCCUGCUCACCUACAUAGUUUCCUUUGUGCCCUACCAGACAGUCAUGUUCCUCCGGGUCAUUCUGGAGCCAGAGCAGUGCAGCUGGGCCCAGAGGUUCAGAGAUCCGUACCUGGUCACCGUAGCCACGACGACUCUGAACAGCACUCUGGAUCCGAUACUCUACUGUUUGAUUAACGACAGCGCUAAGAGAGAGAUUCGCAAAGUUGUAAAGAAAGGGAGGAGAAGUUUUAUCAAAAAGACAACACGCAUUCAAGCAAUUUCUUGA